Molecule: messenger RNA, 3196 nt
Organism: Chroicocephalus ridibundus (black-headed gull)
Lineage: Eukaryota; Metazoa; Chordata; Aves; Charadriiformes; Laridae
Gene: SOX13
Product: SRY-box transcription factor 13
Exons: 14
Coding region: 324-2159 (611 amino acids)
Biological process (GO): cell fate commitment; regulation of transcription by RNA polymerase II
Cellular component (GO): nucleus
Molecular function (GO): DNA-binding transcription factor activity, RNA polymerase II-specific; RNA polymerase II cis-regulatory region sequence-specific DNA binding
Source: RefSeq, a predicted model, not a curated record
GGAGCAGAUCGUAAACUUGUUAUGCGCCGGAGGGGUUUUAUUUUUGUUCAUGGGAUGCAGAGGAAGAGGGUUUUUUUUUUUUUCUCUCCGUGCAGGGGGAACGCAGCAGCACAGUAAAUCUAGUCUCUCACUGGGUUUAUUUUUACAUUCGUGACUUGCUGGUGGGCUCCCCGGGCGCUCGCCCCAGCCGGCCGCUCUCGCUGCCCCUCGCCUUACUGGAACCGAUAUUCAGCGGGGCCGAGCGCCCGCUGCGCGCCCUGCGAGCGGGUCGGGGCGAAGGGUGGCUCUGGGACCCGGCAGCAGCGUGUUUUGUGCUCCCCAGGAUGUCCAUGAGGAGCCCCGUUUCUCCCCACCUGGAGCUCGAUGGAGCGGGCAGCAUGGUGAACUGCACCAUCAAGACGGAGGAGAAGAAGGAGGGCGGCUACGAGUCCCCGCCGGGGGCUGCCCCCAGCACUGAGCCCCGUCCCAGCGACCCACCGGGGCCACCGCCGAGGGAGGGCACCGACCCCCAGGCCCUGCCGCAGGAGUCCCGCUCGCCCGCCAGCGACGCGCCGGAGCCCAGGCGCUCUGCCUUCGAGCCGGCUGUCGGCGGCCAGGAGAAGCUGGACUUCAACAGGAACUUGAAGGAGGUGAUGCCAACCAUCGAGAAAUUACUGUCCAGCGACUGGAAGGAGCGGCUGCUGGGCCGAAACACUGCCGAGUCCAAGGAAGUGAAAGGAACCCAGGAGAGCCUGGCAGAGAAGGAGCUCCAGUUACUUGUCAUGAUCAACCAGCUGUCCACGCUGCGGGACCAGCUCCUGACGGCCCACUCGGAGCAGAAGAACAUGGCCGCGAUGCUCUUCGAGAAGCAGCAGCAGCAGAUGGAGCUGGCGCGGCAGCAGCAAGAGCAGAUCGCCAAGCAGCAGCAGCAGCUCAUCCAGCAGCAGCACAAAAUCAACCUCCUGCAGCAACAGAUCCAGCAGGUCAACAUGCCCUACGUCAUGAUUCCCGCCUUCACCCCCAGCCACCAGCCUCUCCCCGUCACUCCCGACUCCCAGUUAGCGCUGCCCAUCCAGCCCAUCCCCUGCAAACCAGUGGAUUACCCAGUGCAGCUGCUUCACAGCCCCCCUCCUCCCACGCUGAAGAGACCCGCCGGCUCGGGCCACCUCCAGAUGCAGGAGACCUCGCAGCCGCUGAACCUGACGGCCAAACCCAAAGGUUCCGACCUCCCCAGUGCCUCCAGCUCGCCCAGUUUGAAGAUGAGCGGCUGCCAGUCCCUCACGCCGAAUCACGGGGCCACCAGGGACCUGCAGACCAGCCCGUCCAACCUGCCUCUGGGAUUCCUGGGCGAAGGCGACGCCAUCACCAAAGCCAUCCAGGACGCGCGGCAGCUGCUGCAUGGCCACAGCGGAGCCAUGGAGGGGUCACUGACCAACGCCUAUCGCAAGGACCACGUUGGGAUUGAUUCUUCCCCAGUGAAGGAGCGGAUGGAGGAGACCCCUGCCCACCGGCUGGACGAGGCUCUGUUGAGCUGUGAGAUGGAUGGCUCACGGCACUUCCCGGAAUCCAGGAACAACAACCACAUCAAGCGGCCCAUGAAUGCCUUCAUGGUGUGGGCGAAGGACGAGAGGAGGAAGAUUUUGCAGGCCUUCCCAGACAUGCACAACUCCAGCAUCAGCAAGAUCCUGGGCUCCCGGUGGAAAUCCAUGACGAACCAGGAGAAGCAGCCCUACUACGAGGAGCAAGCCCGGCUGAGCCGGCAGCACCUGGAGAAAUACCCCGACUAUAAGUACAAGCCCCGACCCAAACGCACCUGCAUCGUGGAGGGGAAGCGGCUGCGUGUGGGCGAGUACAAGGCGCUGAUGAGGAACCGGCGGCAGGACGCCAGGCAGGGCUACUUGAUAGGGCCCCAGGGCAGCCAGAUGCCCCCCGCCUCCUCGGACGUGCUGUACCAGCGGCCGGUGGGGAUGCAGCUGACGCCCCCCCUGAUGGAGCACUACCUGCCCCGCGGCAUGGACCCCAGCAUGCCCGUCAUCGUCAACACCCGCAGCCUCAAGGAGGGUGACGGCGCUGACGACGGGCACUCGGUGGCCGACGGCGAGAUGUACCGCUACAGCGAGGAGGAGGACUCGGAGGGCGAGGACAAGAGCGACGGCGAGCUGGUGGUGCUGACAGACUGAGGGGGGGGGGGGGGGCUCAGGGGGGCGGUGGGUGGGGGUGGCAGGGCUGGCUGCCACCAAAAAGGAGGGCAGAGCAUCCCCCCAUGGGACAGGAUCCGGACAAAGGGCUGCGCUGGGAGCAGAUGAGAGCUGCUACCCCAGGAGGCAGGAGUCGCUGCUGCCUGCACGUGGAUGCUCCCGGCAUAUCCCAUGGUGGGCAACCAGCGUUUUGGGUGGGAUGAGCCAUGACGUGCGCUGCCGGUUGCGUGGGGCCGUGGCUGGGACAUGCUGACCCCGCUGGGCAACUUGGCAAGGGCUCCGGCUGCCGGGAACGUGGCUCUGCAGCUUGGUCCUGCUCUGGUGACAGGGACAUGGGGAGGUGAAGUCACCUAGCCCAGGGUUGCGGGUGUCAGGACUGCUGAGCUGUUACCCGCUCGCAGCCCCCUGGGAGGGAUCCGAGGGUAUCGGGGUGCGGGAAAACCUCCUGAGCAUCUCGCAGCCCUGCAGCACCCACCGGUCCCUUGCAGAGAGCCUCACCUGCGGUGGCUGCCAGCCCCCGCUGCGGGGGACAUGGGAUGGGGACACGUUUGUCCCUCGUUCAGCCCGGCCUGACCUCCCCGCCACAUUUCCCACUCGGUCUUUAGAGCCUGCCAGCAAAUUCCCAUGGAGCCAUUUUUAGCUCUCGCCUGGCCCCAGUACCAGCCAAAGGCUCCGAGGAGCCCUUUGUGCUCCUGACAGCUCUGGCCCACUUUGUAAAUAAAGCGGGUGCCUGUUCUAUGGCUGCGCCGUUACCCCGGCCCCCCCCGCCGGCCCCUGCCCCGGGCACCAGCCCCGGCUGCGGUGGGUACGUGCCCCCUUUGUGCCCUGUCCAUCCCUGGGCACCUCUCCCUCCCGCACCCCGGCUCUGCGAGCUGCGGGCUCCACCUGUGACCUGCAGUGCGAAAAACACAGAGGGAGCAAAAAAAUAACAGCAAUUUAAAAAAAAAAAGGAAAUAAUUUAAAAAAAAAAAAUACCUUGCUCCGGUCAGAGCCUGGCCCAGGGGUGUGUGGGGUGCAGC